Molecule: messenger RNA, 525 nt
Organism: Tremella mesenterica DSM 1558
Lineage: Eukaryota; Fungi; Basidiomycota; Tremellomycetes; Tremellales; Tremellaceae
Exons: 6
Coding region: 1-525 (174 amino acids)
Biological process (GO): protein K11-linked ubiquitination; anaphase-promoting complex-dependent catabolic process
Cellular component (GO): anaphase-promoting complex
Source: RefSeq, a predicted model, not a curated record
AUGGCAGAAGAACAAGAUGUAAAUUCUGAAGAUGAAGGAAUGGGUAUGUUUGAAAUUGAUCUUGAUAGACCUGAAUUAGGUCAUUUGGCUACUUGGUCCGUCAGUUCACACAAGUAUGGGUUUGGGGUGGAGAAUUUACAAGAUGGUAAUGAGAAUACUUUUUGGCAAUCAGAAGGUCCACAACCACACACUAUCGAUCUUGCUUUCCCAAAACGGGUCUUCAUAUCUUCCAUUGCACUUCAUACAUCUCACCCACGAGACGACUCAUACACCCCUUCCAAACUUUCCAUACGAGCCGGUACAGGUCUACAUGAUUUACAAGAGGUGAUGUUUAAAGAAUUCUUUAAACCAGACGGAUGGCUUUUGAUACCUCUUCGACCACAUGAUUCUUCACCUGAAGGACAAAUGAUUGAAGGACCUCCAAUACCUUGUCAUCAUUUACGUAUCCUAGUCCUUGCUAAUCAUCUGAAUGGGAAAGAUACGCAUGUGAGGGGAUUGAAGAUUUUCGGUGCGCCAUCGGCGUGA